ACGUCCAUUACAUCAGUCGGAGCUGAGCUGUCGAGCGGGCCGGUGGCGUUCCUCUCUCGCUGUCGCGGGCUGUCCCCCCAGGCUCUAUGGUCGACUCGCCCGAGUGCGAAGGGAGAGGUGCGGAGUUUGAACGCGGGCACGUUGCAAAGUUCGUCUCGCGGAGCGAGAUUGAAAGCGAGAGGAGCCGGAAUUCGCCUCGCGCGAGGGGCCACUGGCGCACGGAGGAGAAUGGACGUUCGAUAACAGGAGUCCUGACUCUCGACAAGAUCGAGGCCCGCAACACUCGCCGCCUCUUCCUCUUCUUCCUGUAAACUAUUUCCAACGUCGAGAUGGGAGCCGUCGUUUUUACAUGAUGACCAAACGAUGCAAAACAUUCCGUCUUAUUAGCAUACAUUAAUUUAUCAGUGCCAGAGUAGCAGCCUUAAUGCCACAAAUAUGUUCCUAAUUUGAUCGUCGUUUGAUAUAAGGUGGAAAAAAUAGGCAAAACAAUGACUGACAAGAGCAAAAAAUUAUCACGCUGGUACUUCGGUGGUGUUUCUUCUGCAGCUGCUGCAUGCGUGACCCAUCCUCUGGAUUUACUGAAGGUUCACUUGCAAACUCAACAGGAAGGCAAGCUGUCGAUAGUACAUUCUACUGUCGGAAUAAUUAGGAAACAGGGAAUAUUAGCUUUGUACAAUGGACUCAGUGCUUCCUUACUUCGCCAACUUACAUAUUCUACAAUAAGAUUCGGCGCAUACGAAGUCGGCAAACAGACGCUCGAGUCGUCUGGUCCAUUACCCUUUUACCAAAACCUGCUGCUAGCUGGAGUUUCGGGUAUCACGGGUGGUGUUUUCGGGACUCCCGGUGAUGUGAUUAAUGUACGCAUGCAGAAUGAUAUCAAAGUAGCGCCAGAGCUAAGGAGAAACUAUAAACACGCACUGGAUGGACUGCUCCGUGUAAUCCAGCAAGAAGGGGUCCGCCAAUUGUUCAGUGGAUGCUCGACCGCGACCAUGAGAGCAGCGCUGAUGACCAUUGGACAAUUGAGCUUUUACGAUCAGAUUAAAAUGACGCUGCUGCAAACUGGCUAUUUUCGGGAUAAUCCUUUGACGCACGUUCUAUCCAGUGUAGCGGCAGGCGCUAUUGCGACAACGCUUACGCAACCUUUAGAUGUAUUGAAGACACGAGCAAUGAACGCUAAGCCUGGAGAAUAUAAGAAUCUAAUGGAAAUCUUCCUGUAUACUGCCAAACUCGGUCCACUGGCUUUCUUUAAAGGCUACGUACCUGCAUUUAUCCGGUUAGCACCGCAAACCAUCCUCACAUUUGUAUUCCUCGAACAACUUAGAUACAAUUUUGGAUUCUAUCCACAAUCCGUGAAGCCAUCGUUAUAAAUGUUGAAAUAGUUUUGAUAAGCGGAACUUUUGUAAGAUUGAAACGGGUUCCUUUCGUGGCAGAUUGUGCGGAAACAAUCGGAUAGUGUCAAACCUUACCACAUAAGUGGCCACGUAAUAUGAGAAACUGGCAGGUGUAAACGUUUACAGCGAAUACAUUCAAUUAUUCAGUCGCACACAGUUCGGUUUAAUGAUAGAGCUUUAAGUAGAAAUUAAUUAUUACAUUUCUCUCUAGAGAUGUUUCAGUCAAAAAUCCUGUUGCAAUCGAUACAUUCCUUAUAUUUAUUGUGAUGUAUAUUUACGUUCAUACAAAAAUACAUAUUUUAAAGUAUAUUAUUUUAUGUAUAUAUAAAAAAACAGCACAGAUUUAUACUUGUAUUAAAUUAUCUUUUACACAUAUAUAAAGUGACUCGGAUAGCAUUCAUGUCUAAAAGAUAUCCUUGAGACGGCAUUUAAUUGUUUUUUAGACGUGCACGCUUAAAAGGUGUCUUAAAGAUAUCUUUAUGUCUUUUAGACACGCAUUGCUAUCUGGGUGAUGUUUAAGUACAAAGAACGAAAGGGUAUAUUUACUUAAAAAAAAGCCAGCUUUUAUAAAUCUAUCUUUUUUAAGGCCUUGUAUACUUCAAGUUAUUCCACUUAUGCUGUAUUAUACCAAUUACCAAUGAAAUGUAUAGUACAAUUCGUAAAAGAGCUUUAGCUAAUCGUACAAAAAAAUAUUUUUCUUAAUUAUUGAGAUAUGAUGACAAAUAUGCUUGUUUUAGCAGUAUGAAUAGUUUGCUAUUGAAAAUGUAAGUUAUUUUUAUGAUGAAAAUAUUGUAAUGACUUUUUUAAAUUUCUGCAUACCUGUAUGGGUUAUGAGUGAAAAUAUAAAAUGUAUUCCAAGUCCAAUACGAGUAAAAUAAAUGUUAUAGAA
Vollenhovia emeryi is the source of this 2280-nucleotide messenger RNA. RefSeq names its product mitochondrial dicarboxylate carrier (gene Dic1). NCBI's taxonomy places the organism in Eukaryota, Metazoa, Arthropoda, Insecta, Hymenoptera, Formicidae. Gene Ontology annotation, molecular function: sulfate transmembrane transporter activity; antiporter activity; malate transmembrane transporter activity. The coding region runs from base 489 to 1367 and encodes 292 amino acids. Gene Ontology annotation, biological process: oxaloacetate transport; malate transmembrane transport; thiosulfate transport. The record is from RefSeq and is a predicted model, not a curated record. The transcript has 10 exons.